Molecule: messenger RNA, 1026 nt
Organism: Solanum verrucosum
Lineage: Eukaryota; Viridiplantae; Streptophyta; Magnoliopsida; Solanales; Solanaceae
Product: loganic acid O-methyltransferase-like
Exons: 3
Coding region: 1-1026 (341 amino acids)
Biological process (GO): methylation
Molecular function (GO): S-adenosylmethionine-dependent methyltransferase activity
Source: RefSeq, a predicted model, not a curated record
AUGACAACAUCUUUUCCCAUGAAUGCUGGUGAUGAUCCUUACAGCUACUCCAAAAACUCCCAAUUGCAGAAAGAAGUGUUAGAUAAUGCAAAGGAGAUGGUGAGAGAUGCAAUUAUUCGAAAGCUUGACAUCAAAAUCCUGUUAUCUUCUUCAAACACAUUUCGUAUUACAGAGUUGGGAUGUUCAAUUGGACCAAACACUUUUAGUGCAAUGCAACAUGUUGUAGAAGCUUUAAAGGAAAAAUACAAAAAUAAUAUUCCUGAAUUCCAAAUAUUCUUCAAUGAUCAUGUCACCAAUGAUUUCAACACCCUCUUUCGAUCACUACCUAUUGAUCGAUCCUACUAUGCAUUUGGAGUUUCAGGAUCUUUUCAUGGUAGAUUAUUUCCAUCGCGAUCAAUACAUUUUGCUCAUUGUUCUACUUCUAUACAUUGGUUAUCUAAGACUCCAAAAGAGUUGUUAGAUGAGAAAUCUCCAUCAUGGAACAAGGGUUUGAUUCAUUAUAUAGGUGCUUCAAAUAUUGAAGUAAUGAAUGCUUAUGUUGCUCAAUUUGAAAAGGACAUGGAAAUGUUCUUCAAUGCAAGAGCUGAGGAAAUUGUUCCUGGUGGAAUGAUGCUUCUAAUUUCACCACAACUAAGUGAAUGUCUCUUGAAAUUUUUUGGUUCUAGUCUUAUGGCUUUGGUGAACGAGGGUAAGUUAGAUGAGUCUUUAGUUAACUCAUUCAAUGUGCCAGUGUAUUUUCCCUCUAUUGAAGACAUGACUAAAGUGGUGGAGAAAAAUGAUUGUUUUAGCAUAGAGAGAAUAGAGUUAACACAUCCCACGUCAAAGCUUGUGGAUGAGGCUGAUGCAAAGACUUUAAUGAUAAACCUAAGGGCUGUUUUAGAAGGACUUUUCAUCAAUCAUUUUGGGAGUAAAUUAGCAAAAGAAGCUUUUACAAGGACUAUUCUUAAAAGUGAUGAGAUUUCAGCAUGGAUGAAAAUAAAAUACAAGAAAGCAUGCCAAUUAUUUAUCGCUUUAAAGCGUAAAUGA